Momordica charantia (bitter melon) is the source of this 437-nucleotide messenger RNA. The record is from RefSeq and is a predicted model, not a curated record. NCBI's taxonomy places the organism in Eukaryota, Viridiplantae, Streptophyta, Magnoliopsida, Cucurbitales, Cucurbitaceae.
CUCCAUCACUGUUCACAAUUCAAGCUUUCAUCGGUUUUCCAUGGAGGUCGUUGAUUUGAAGGUGUGCUUGCAUUGCAAGGCCUGCGAAAAAGCACUUCGAAAAGUGCUUUGCAAAAUCAGAGGAGUGAAGUGUGUGGAAAUGAACAUGGCAUUGAACAAGAUCACAGUUUUGGGUUACAUGGAUCGCAAAGUGGUCGUCAAGGAGGUGCGAAAGACAGGCAGAAGGGCUGAGGUUUUGCCGUCGCCACCGUGCCGCCGCCUCCCGCCGUCGCACCGGAGAACCCGACCAGCUGCAGCUGCCCUUAAAUGCUUAAUGCCUUCAUGUUUUCUCUGAAAUUCUCGAGCUUUCGAGUAAAUAUAUGAUGGUUUUUUCUUUAAUGUUUUGCGUCAUUUUUCGAACUUUACAAUUUUAUUAUCCGUAUACCAAACUUUUCUUA